Messenger RNA from Cuscuta europaea, 2391 nucleotides. The record is from the annotation of a GenBank genome assembly. Lineage: Eukaryota; Viridiplantae; Streptophyta; Magnoliopsida; Solanales; Convolvulaceae.
UUGUGACAAUCAAUGUAAAAUUUAUUAGGGGUUUCCCCCUAAAUAUUACUCCGUACUAAAUUAGAGUCAAUCUAAAAAAGUGACUACUUUUAAAUAUGAACAAAAACGUGACCAACAAGAUCAUAUAUUUGGAGAUCAUGAUGCAACUAUAAAUUUUUAUGUCACUGCAAUUUUUUCGUGUCACUAUGACACGUUACUGUUCUGAGACGAACACAGUGACAUCCAUCACCACCUCCCACAUGUGUCUGCCGUCGGCCGUACACCGCCGUCAGACACAGUGACAUGACCCCGGUGACACGUCACAGUGACGCCGCCAUCGCCCAGUAACAUCGAUUGACGAACUUUACUCUGGCCAUCGCAACCGCAUCCAUCUCCUCCCCAACCCCCAACUCCCCUCCUAAGCACAUCCCCUUCACGAUUGCUACUCAGCUUUCAAACCCCACCCGUAGCACCCGAGCCGUCAAAUCCAUCCACCAUACCUCUCCGCCCAUCAACAUCGCCGCCGCCGGUCAACACCACCAGCGACUAGUCUAGCCGUCGCCCAAUAUGCCUUACGAAGCCACCACCGUCAGUCAACACCACUAGCAUUCAGCCCCAACCCCCAAUCGUCACUCCCAACCCUGACCUAGCCUGAAUCUCCAGCUCACCACCAUCCAACCAAUAACCAACAACCUUAGGCCCCCAGCCCCAACCAUAAUUUCAGCCGCUAGAAAUCGCCUACACAGAAGCAUGACCACAACUAUGGAGCCAAGACUUUGCACCUUUCACCUCAAAUCGAAAAAAAAAAACGAAUAAGUAGUAGAAUAGAAGUUGACGGCGACCUAGAGGCAGAUGCGGUGGAGUAGGACGAGGACGAGGGCGUCGGCGAUGCGACAACUUUGUUACUGGCGCGAGAGCAUGGGCCAUGGUGACGAGAACGGCGAUGGUGAAUGAAAAUUGCGAUUGUGACAACAGCAAGAACGACGAUGGUGACAACAACGGUCAGCCACGUAUGUGUCUGCUCCAUCGGUACGAAUGUGAAGCAGGAAAUGGAUCUCAGUCUUUGUUCGCACAUGAAGGUCUCACACAGGGAUGUCGGGGAUCAAGAGGGACAUGAAGGUCAUUUCAUAUUAAUUCAAUCACUUUUUGUCAAAAUGGAUUAUGGUCAUAUUUUUGUUUACAAUAAGUAUGAGACUAAUAUCUUUACCAUUGUUUCAAUUUAAAAUCACUAAAUACUCCCUCCGUCCCUAUAUAAAAGGCAUAGUUUGAACGACACACAUCUUUAAGCGAAAUACUGUUUGACAUUGUUUGGACACUGUUUGACAUUGUUUUACAUUGUUUUGUUUGACAAAAAGGGAAAAAAGUCUUUUACAUAGGGACACCAUCUAGGGAGGGAAGGAGUCUAAAAAAGUUACUCCUUACAUUUUUAUUUACCAUCUUUAUAAAAUGUUUCAUUUAUUUUGGACUUAAAUGAACUAUGGUUUAUCCAAAACAUCACUUACGGUUGUGCGUAAUCUUCCACACCAAACAACACAAGAAAACGGAGAUCGGACGCCAUUCUCAGACACUCAGUCCGAUCUGCUCCCCCGUCCCUCCCAAUCCACCCCUAGCACCGUCCUGUCCGUCCAGAAAGCAACUGGCAGUACUGAGGACCGUUGGAAGCGCAUUUUUCGGUGUUGACCGUUGGAUUCAAGCUCUGUUCGCUUAAGGAGAAAAUCAAAUGGAAAAAGAAGCCAAAAAAGAAGCUUUUAGAAAGUAUCUAGAGACAAGCGGAGUUCUUGAUAGUUUGACAAAAGUUCUUGUCGCACUGUAUGAGCAAAAUGACAAACCUUCUUCUGCAAUUGAUUUCAUCCAGCAAAAAAUGGGUGGGCCAACAGUAUCAGAGUAUGAGAAUAUACAAGCUCAACUCUCAGAUUUGCAAAUCAAGUAUGAUGAACUUCUAAUACUACACCAGGAAAAAUGCAGAGAGUUAGAACUGAAAAAUACUCAAGUUGAAGAACCUGCCAAGGCAAACACCAAUGACGACCGCCAUGAGGAAAUGUCUACCCCUAAAGAGGUGGCUUCAAGUUUAGAAACAUUUUAUAGUAAAGAGUUGUGAAGUGCAUAGAGUGGGUUUUUGAGUCUUGAAGAUAUGGGCUUCUCAGUUAUGUAUUCACAUUGUACUUGAGGCCUUCAUUUUUACGCAUCCUGCAAUUACCAUUAGCGUGAAAUAUAUGCUGGUGUUUGGCUUGUGACUGUAUUUGCCAAAUACCUCAUACAAAUUAAUCAAAUUACAUAAAUAUGUGUUUUGGUGGUAAUUCCCUCGCAUAAUAUUUGUUGGACAUAUGGUGAGACCAAAGAGACAAUGGCCUUACUUAGGUCCAACUUCUUAAGGAGUUAAAAGAAAUCGUUAAGGUUAUUUUCACUUAUGAG